Messenger RNA from Nematostella vectensis (starlet sea anemone), 2627 nucleotides. RefSeq names its product ribosome biogenesis protein slx9. Gene Ontology annotation, biological process: maturation of SSU-rRNA from tricistronic rRNA transcript (SSU-rRNA, 5.8S rRNA, LSU-rRNA). Bases 63 to 659 code for a protein of 198 amino acids. The transcript has 5 exons. Gene Ontology annotation, cellular component: 90S preribosome; nucleolus; preribosome, small subunit precursor. Lineage: Eukaryota; Metazoa; Cnidaria; Anthozoa; Actiniaria; Edwardsiidae. The record is from RefSeq and is a predicted model, not a curated record.
UAGAGUGCGUGGGUUACCUGUGCAGGGCCGGUGACCCGGUAACUUGGAUCAAAUGCUCUAAAAUGGGAAAGGUAAAGAAAAGCCGUCAAAAACUGCACUUAAAAGCUGUUAAAUUUGGACAAGAUAAUCUUAAGAAGGACCCCUUACAGGCCAAUGAGUCAUCCUUGCCGUCCAUAUUCCCUACUUCUGGGCUCUUCGCUGCAGUUGACACUUCAAAAAGGGAAGAAGAAAAAUCUGGUGUUGCAAAUUCCACUAAACCUCAGAAGGUGUCCAAGACAGAUAAGAGAAAAGAAAGACAUGUGCAGUUUUUAAAAAAGCUUCAUGCUGGUAAGCUUGUUGAGGAAAGUAUAAAGAAAGCCGAAAAACGAGCUCAAACUGCCAUUGUUGGGGAUAUUGAACCAUUACUGUCAUCCUUGCCUGUAAUCCGCUUGGCAGCAGCAACUAAUCAAGAAGGGCAAAAUUCAAAGUCACAGAGGAGCAACUGUAAUGAAAAGACUAUGAAGCGGAGAAAGAAGUCUAGGUUAAAAUCUCAAUUGGCUGAUAUUAAACAGUUUCAGCAGGUGGUUAAGCAUCCAGCAUAUCAAGCCAACCCAAUAGACACCAUCACAGAGCAUAUACACAACAUAAUAGCCAGAGAAAAUGAGCUGAACACUCGCUGAUAACACAAAUGGUGAAAUCAUUGAGCCUAAAGGAAGUCAUUUUAAUAUUGAAUACACAAAAAAGAAAGCUCUGGGGUAAGGGACACUGAUCAUGUAAGAUGCUGUGUAUUGCAGUGUUUCUCAGGUUACCUUACCGUAUUUUUUUCAGUUGCACCACAUGAGCCACUUGUAUGGUGGAGACACUUAUAUGUUAGAGGUGCUUAAUUUUUAAUUCUUUAUCUCUGGACAAAAAGUGCUCUUUUACAACAUAUACAGAAGUAAAAAUCCUCCCAGGACCAUAACAAAACCUGAUUAAAUUGUUAUAGCAUUUUUUGGCAUGUGGUACUGCCCAUAUUUUUACUUCCCAUCUUAUGUGUGUGCAAAUUUUGCAUAUAGAGAAUGGUAACUUUUCGCAAUUUUGUUUCUCUGAAUAAAAAAAAAUAUAGCAAAUAUAGAAUCGUUCUAUAUAUCAAGGUUUACUUUGCAACUAGACCCUGCGCACAGGGUUGACUGGGAUACCUGAGAUCUGCAACUUGUUUGUGUGACCUGUAUGACAAAGAUUUUACUGCCUACUUUGGAUAUAAUAAAAAAAUAUAUAUAUAAUCUUGUUUUUUAUUGUAAAUGCCAUAUCACAACACUGAUUGGGGCAAAAAAAGGUAAGAGCAUCAUCUCUUCAGGUGUGGGGUGGACUCGAGGUGUGCUCCAUGAGAGUAGACAGGGCUGAUUGUCCCAUCUUCAAAUACUAUCCCCACAUCAGAGUUAGCAUCGAAAUAAGAUUAAGGAAAGCUGAGAGUGUGUUUAAAAAUUGUUAUUUCUUAACUUUGGUUCACUGCCCUCAAUGUGCUAUCACUUAGGGGUAAAUUUAUUUUAACACCCAAAGUAAGUCCUAUUGUAUAAACAAUAUAAUUUUAUUGAAAUAUAUUAUUUUAUUUAUGUAAGUUACAAGUAAACAAAUACAAUUAUUUAUUUUGAAGUCAAAUGAGAGGGCUAUAGAAUAUCCAGACUUGAUUGAAAUUUAUAGAGCAUACACAUAUUUUCAAGAUAAACAACACUACAAAAAUAUUACAAAUCUCUAGAUUUUAUUGAAAAUGUUCCAUGAAAAUAAAAUGACAUUCAAUGAGGGAUAAAGGUAUUUCAGGGAAAUAAUAAAACUUAAGCUUAUCUAAAGGAAGCACCAAAGUACCAAAUAUUUUUCACUUAGAUGACUUACAACACCUAUGCUGUACUUUAUUAAAAUCGACAUGGUUAAAAUGAUGAGAUUCAAUGAGAGAGAUCAAGAUAUUUUAUAGUAAGAAAAUAAAGUUCAUGUAAAGUAGCAGAUUCAUCGACAAAGUGAUUUGUAGGAGACGAUUUCUAUUAAUUGUUACAAACUACUUCCACUUCAAAAUAGAUUAAGCUCUUGGGAAUUGCAUUGUGCAAAUCGCGAGACGACAGAAAAAAAAAACAGUUGCAUUUUAUGACUGGGCUACCACAGGUAUCCCAGUAAUUAUGUUUAUGACAUAAUUGCUAAAUCCUACUUACAGAAUAAUUGCAAAACCCAACCUUGGUAAAAAGAAGUUAACUUCUAUAUUUUGCAGCUAUAUCAAAAACAUAAUUGCAAAACCCAACCAUCAUACUUGCAAUAUUUUUAUUUCUGAGAAACAAUUGCAAAAUGCUAUGAUCCUCUAUAGAAGCAGUUAACUACGAAAUUUGCUAAUGUGUUUUAUCCCCCAUGUAAUGUUCAAUCUCCCUAUUCAUCAGAGCUGCUUAUUCAUCUGCAGGCACUUAUUCACAUUUAUCCUUAUCAUAUUUUAGGCAAGGCACUUAUUCGGUAAGGCCCACAUUUGGGGAGGCGCUUAUUCAAGCAUUUAUGGAAGUUAUAUGGGUGUGGCAAUGACUGAUAUUAGAAUUUGCUAAAUUCUAUGAUAUAGUAGUCUCAGUUAACACACACUGUUGUGUCUUGUAUGAAUUAAAGCUAGAAGUCCAAUAAUAAAAAUGAUGUGUUACGUU